AUGGAGGGUUUCAAGCCCUUUGGAUGGUACCUCACCCUGGUACAGUUUGGGUUCUACUCCCUGUUUGGACUGGUGGAAUUGCAGCUCACACAGGACAAACGGAGAAGGUAAACGAGGAAAUGAAAGGGAAUUGAGUUCCAUUAGGCCUCUGCGCUUCAGCAAACAAAAGUAGGAUGGUGUUCAUCAAUAAAGACGGGAAUCCAAAAGUAGUGCUUUCCAGAGAAGAAAGUCCAUAGAUGGACUAGCCUAUUUCAUGGUUAAUGGCGUUUGAGCACUAUAAAAACAGAUUUACUUAAUCAUAGAAUGAUGAUCAGGCUCUAUCCCGUUAACUAUACAUAUUAUCUUAAUAAGCUAUGUGCGUUAUAACGCCAAAGAAUAUGACCUGUGAUCUCUCACUAGACCUCACUAUAUCAACAACACUUCAUUUUGUAUUGCUAGUAACCUUUUGUAUUUGUUUUUGUUGUCAUCCCACAAGGCUAAUUGCUCCUUUUCUCAUUGCAGAAUACCAGGGAAGACGUACAUGAUCAUAGCAUUUCUAACGGUGGGGACCAUGGGUCUAUCAAACACCUCACUGGGUUACUUGAAUUAUCCUACACAGGUCAUCUUCAAGUGCUGCAAACUCAUUCCUGUCAUGAUAGGAGGGAUAUUCAUUCAAGGUAAGUGGAUCUCUGUUUGUAUGAGAGCACGUAUUCACAAAGAGUCUCAGAGUAGGAGAGCUGAUAUAAGAUUAUAUGGACAGGGGGGACCUGAUCCUAGAUCAGCACUCCUACUGAAUACGGGCCCUGAUCUUGACGUGAAUAAUGUUUGUCAUUUUGCAUGACUGUGAUAAUGAACUUAACACUAGAGAAAAAUCAUAAUAGAUGCACUCUAUAGAAACCUAUGUGUCUUACCUCACACUGUCUAAAAACCUAUGUGUGUCUAACCUCACACUGUCUAGAAAUGUCUUACUACACUGUCUAGAAACCUAGUGUCUUACCUCACACUGUCUAAGAAACCUAUGGUGUCUACUCACACGUCUAAAACCUAUGUGGUGUCUUACCUACACUGUCUAGAAACCUAUGUGUCUUACCUCACACUGUCUAGAAACCUAUGUGUCUUACCUCACACUGUCUAGAAACCUAGUGUCUUACCUCACACUGUCUAAAACCUAUUGUGUCUUACCUCACACUGUCUAAAAACCAUGUCUUACUCACACUGUCUAGAAACCUAUGUGUCUUACCUCACACUGUCUAAAACCUGUGUGUCUUACCUCACACUGUCUAGAAACCUAUGUGUCUUACCUCACACUGUCUAGAAACCUAUGUCUUACCUCACACUGUCUAGAAACCUAUGUGUCUUACCUCACACUGUCUAGAAACCUAUAUGUGUGUCUUACCUCACACUGUCUAAAAACCUGUGUCUUACCUCACACUGUCUAGAAACCUAUGUCUUACCUCACACUGUCUAGAAACCUAUAUGUGUCUUACCUCACACUGUCUAGAAACCUAUUGUGUCUUACCUCACACUGUCUAGAAACCUAUUGUGUCUUACCUCACACUGUCUAGAAACCUAUGUGUCUUACCUCACACUGUCUAGAAACCUAUAUGUGUCUUACCUCACACGUCUAGAAACAAUAGUGUCUUACCUCACACUGUCUAGAAACAUGUCUUACCUCACACUGUCUAGAAACCUAUGUGUCUUACCUCACACUGUCUAGAAACCUAUGUGUGUCUUACCUCACACUGUCUAGAAACCUAUGUGUCUUACCUCACACUGUCUAGAAACCUAUAUGUGUCUUACCUCACACUGUCUAGAAACCUAUGUGGUCUUACCUCACACUGUCUAGAAACCUAUGUGUGUCUUACCUCACACUGUUUAGAAACAUGUCUUACCUCACACUGUCUAGAAACCUAUGUGUCUUACCUCACACUGUCUAGAAACCUGUCUUACCUCACACUGUCUAGAAACCUAUAUGUGUCUUACCUCACACUGUCUAGAAACCUAUGUCUUACCUCACACUGUCUAGAAACCUAUGGUGUCUUACCUCACACGUCUAGAAACCUGUGUCUACCUCACAACUGUCUAGAAACAUGUUCUACCUCACACUGUCUAGAAACCUAUGUGUCUUACCUCACACUGUCUAGAAACCUUAUGUGUCUUACCUCACACUGUCUAAAACCUUGUGUCUUACCUCACACUGUCUAGAAACCUAUGUGUCUUACCUCACACUGUCUAAAACCUGUGUCUUACCUCACACUGUCUAGAAACCUAUGUCCUACCUCACACUGUCUAGAAACCUAUUGUGUCUUACCUCACACUGUCUAGAAACCUAUAUGUGUCUUACCUCACACUGUCUAGAAACCUAUGUGUGUCUUACCUCACACUGUCUAGAAACCUAUAUGUGUCUUACCUCACACUGUCUAGAAACCUAUAUGUGUCUUACCUCACACUGUCUAGAAACCUGUGUGUCUUACCUCACACUGUCUAGAAACCUAUAUGUGUCUUACCUCACACUGUCUAGAAACCUAUGUGUGUCUUACCUCACACUGUCUAGAAACCUAUAUGUGUCUUACCUCACACUGUCUAGAAACCUAUGUGUCUUACCUCACACUGUCUAGAAACCUGUGUGUCUUACCUCACACUGUCUAGAAACCUAUGUGUAUCUUACCUCACACUGUCUAGAAACCUAUGUGUGUCUUACCUCACACUGUCUAGAAACCAUAUGUGUCUUACCUCACACGUCUAGAAACCUAUAUGUGUCUUACCUCACACUGUCUAGAAACAUGUCUUACCUCACACUGUCUAGAAACCUAUGUGUCUUACCUCACACUGUCUAGAAACCUGUGUCUUACCUCACACUGUCUAGAAACCUAUGUGUGUCUUACCUCACACGGUCUAGAAACAUGUCUUACCUCACACUGUCUAGAAACCUGUGUCUUACCUCACACUGUCUAGAAACCUAUGUGUGUCUUACCUCACACUGUCUAGAAACCUAUGUGUGUCUUACCUCACACUGUCUAGAAACCUAUGUGUGUCUUACCUCACACUGUCUAGAAACCUGUGUCUUACCUCACACUGUCUAGAAACCUAUUGUGUCUUACCUCACACUGUCUAGAAACCUAUGUGUGUCUUACCUCACACUGUCUAGAAACCUAUGUCUUACCUCACACUGUCUAGAAACCUAUAUGUGUCUUACCUCACACUGUCUAAAAACCUAUGUCUUACCUCACACUGUCUAGAAACCUAUGUGUGUCUUACCUCACACGGUCUAGAAAUAUGUCUUACCUCACACUGUCUAGAAACCUAUGUCUUACCUCACACUGUCUAGAAACAUGUCUUACCUCACACUGUCUAAAAACCUGUGUCUUACCUCACACUGUCUAGAAACCUAUAUGUGUCUUACCUCACACUGUCUAAAAACCUGUGUCUUACCUCACACUGUCUAGAAACCUAUGUCUUACCUCACACUGUCUAGAAACCUAUAUGUGUCUUACCUCACACUGUCUAGAAACAUGUGUGUCUUACCUCACACUGUCUAGAAACCUAUGUCUUACCUCACACUGUCUAGAAACCUAUAUGUGUCUUACCUCACACUGUCUAAAAACCUGUGUCUUACCUCACACUGUCUAGAAACCUAUGUGUGUCUUACCUCACACUGUCUAGAAACCUAUGUCUUACCUCACACUGUCUAGAAACCUAUUGUCUUACCUCACACUGUCUAGAAACCUAUAUGUGUCUUACCUCACACGUCUAAAAACCUGUGUCUUACCUCACACUGUCUAGAAACCUAUGUUCUUACCUCACACUGUCUAGAAACCUAUGUGUCUUACCUCACCUGUCUAGAAACCUAUAGUGUCUUACCUCACACGUCUAGAAACCUAUAUGUGUCUUACCUCACACUGUCUAGAAACAUGUCUUACCUCACACUGUCUAGAAACAUGUCUUACCUCACACUGUCUAGAAACCAUGUGUCUUCCUCACACUGUCUAGAAACCUAUGUGUCUUACCUCACACUGUCUAAAACUAUGUGUCUUACCUCACACUGUCUAGAAACCUAUGUGUCUUAACCUCACACUGUCUAGAAACCUAUGUGUUUACUCACACUGUCUAGAAACCUAUGUGUCUUACCUCACACUGUCUAGAAACAUGUCUUACCUCACACUGUCUAGAAACCUAUGUGUCUUACCUCACACUGUCUAGAAACAUGUCUUACCUCACACGGUCUAGAAACCUAUGGUCUUACCUCACACGGUCUAAAGAAACCUAUAUGUGUCUUACCUCACCAAUGUCUAGAAACCUAUGUGUGUCUUACCUCACACUGUUCUAGAAACCUAUUUGUGUCUUUACCUCACACUGUUAGAAACAUGUCUUACCUCACACUGUAUAGAAAACAUAUGUGUCUGACAUCCACUCUGUCUAGAAACAUGUCUUACCUCACACGCUAGAAACAUGUCUUACCUCACACUGUCAGAAAAAUGUGUGUCUUACCUCAAACUUGUCUAAAAACCUGUUGUCUUACCUCACACUGUUAGAAACCUAUGCUGGUCUUACCUCACACUGUCUAAAACCUGUGCUUACCGCAAACGUCUAGAAACCUAUGUCUUACCUCCACAAUGUACUUCUAGAAACCUAUAUGUUUCUUACCUCACACUGUCUACAAACCUGGUUUCUUACCCUCACACUGUCUCUAGAAACCUAUGUGUGUCUUACCUCACACUGUCUAAAAACCUGUGUCUUACCUCACACUGUCUAGAAACCUAUAUGUGUCUUACCUCACACUGUCUAAAAACCUGUGUCUUUCUUCACACUGUCUAGAAACCUAUAUGUGUCUUACCUCACACUGUCUAGAAACCUAUGUGUGUCUUACCUCACACUGUCUGGAAACCUAUGUGUGUCUUACCUCACACUGUCUAGAAACCUAUGUGUGUCUUACCUCACACUGUCUAGAAACCUAUGUGUGUCUUACCUCACACGGUCUAGAAACCUAUAUGUGUCUUACCUCACACGGUCUAGAAACAUGUCUUACCUCACACUGUCUAGAAACAUGUCUUACCUCACACUGUCUAGAAACCUGUGUCUUACCUCACACUGUCUAGAAACCUGUGUCUUACCUCACACUGUCUAUAAACAUGUGUCUUACCUCACACUGUCUAGAAACCUAUGUGUCUUAACUCACACUGUCUAGAAACCUAUAUGUGUCAACUCACACUGUCUAGACUCCUGAGUGGCGCAGUGGUCUAAGGCACUGCAUCGCUAGUGCUAACUGUGCUACUAGAGAUCCUGGUUCGAAUCCAGGCUCUGUCGCUGCCGGCCGCGACCAGGAGACUCAUGGGCGGCGCACAAUUGGCCCAGCGUCGUCCAGGGUAGGGGAGGGAAUGGCCGGCAGGGAUGUAGCUCAGUUGAUAGAGCAUGGCGUUUGCAACGCCAGGGUUGUGGGUUCGAUUCCCACGGGGGGCCAGUAUAAAAAAAAUAUGUAUUCACUAACUGUAAGUCGCUCUGGAUAAGAGCGUCUGCUAAAUGACUAAAAUGUAAAUGUAAUGUAAAUGUAGAAACCUAUAUGUGUCUUACCUCACACUGUCUAGAAACAUGUCUUACCUCACACUGUCUAGAAACAUGUCUUACCUCACACUGUCUAGAAACCUAUGUGUCUUACCUCACACUGUCUAGAACCUAUGUGUGUCUUACCUCACACGGUCUAGAAAACCUAUGUGUGUCCUUACCUCACACGGUCUAGAAACCUAUAUGUGUCUUACCUCACACUGUCUAGAAACCUAUGUGUGUCUUACCUCACACUGUUUAGAAACAUGUUUUUAUGUCUUACCUCACACUGUCUAGAAACAUAUGUGUCUUACCUCACAGUCUCGAAACCUGUGUCUUACUCACACUGUUUAGAAAACAUGUCCUUACCUCACCACUGUCUAGAAACCCUAGUGUACUUCCCUCACACAUGUCUAGAACAUGUCUUACCUCACACUGUCUAGAAAACCUAGUGUGUCUUACCUCCCACUGUACUAGAAAACAGUCUCUACCUCAACACGGUCUAGAAACCUGUGUCUUUCCCUCACACUGGUCUAGCAACAUGUCUUACCUCACACUGUCUAGAAACCUAUGUGUGUCUUACCUCACACUGUUUAGAAACAUGUCUUACCUCACACGUCUAGAAACCUUAUGUGUCUUACCUCACACUGUUUAGAAACAUGUCUUACCUCACACUGUCUAGAAACCUAUGUGUGUCUUACCUCACACUGUCUAGAAACCUAUGUGUCUUACCUCACACUGUCUAGAAACCUAUGUGUCUUACCUCACACUGUCUAGAAACCUAUAUGUGUCUUACCUCACACUGUCUAGAAACUAUGUCUUACCUCACACUGUCUAGAAACCUAUAUGUGUCUUACCUCACACUCGUUACACCCUCACCUCCAAGCAAUGACCACUGUUCAACAGUUAUUUCGGAGUUCCGUCCAUACUUUUUUGGGGGUUGUUUGCGAGUGUCAAGUUUGAGGAGGCCUAGUGCUCAGUAUUCUGCCUUUCGUCUCCAAGACAUGGUCUUCAUAAUGGUUCUACGUCCUAGCUAUCAGAAGCUAGUUGUUUUCGUUCCUUUCUCCCUCUGCCUGUAUUGACGAUGCAGACCACAGGUCCCCCAGGGGGGCUAGUUGGAAGCACUACUGCAUUCUCACAGGAUGCGAACGAGAUCUGAUGUGAACCCUUCAAAGGGGGAAUGAAAGCACGACCAACCUGCUGCGUCACAUUGUCCCCCCAAGGCAUCUAUCGGCCUGUUUAGGAAGGUUCUUCAGCCUCCUCUUCCUUUCCUUUUCUGUUGCAGUUUUCCAACACGAAGCAACCUCAGCCCUCUCCUCUCUCCCCCCUCUUGUCCUGUUUGGAUUUGAUUGAAAAGUCCUGUAGAACGUUUUUUGCGUGGCUGAACUUGUUCAAAGGGCCAUGUGCACCUGCCAACCUUUCAGAUUCAGAUUGAGUGUUCAAUAGUCACAUGUACAGGGUUGCAGGUGUGAUUGCAGGGUACAGUGAAAAUCUUACGCUUCGAGCUCCAACAUGCAGGUCUAAAUGAAAUGAAAUAAUGAAAAUGGUAACAAAAAACAACAAUAGAAAUAGCUCUAUCAGUGAGGGGAAAAAGUAUUUGAUCCCCUGCUGAUUUUGUACGUUUGCCCACUGACAAAGAAAUGAUCAGUCUAUCAUUUUAAUGGUAGGUUUAUUUGAACAGUGAGAGACAGAAUAACAACAAAAAAAUCCAGAAAAACGCAUGUCAAAAAUGUUAUAAAUUGAUUUGCAUUUUAAUGAGGGAAAUAAGUAUUUGACCCCUCUGCAAAACAUUACUUAGUACUUGGUGGCAAAACCCUUGUUGGCAAUCACAGAGGUCAGACGUUUCUUGUAGUUGGCCACCAGGUUUUCACACAUCUCAGGAGGGAUUUUGUCCCACUCCUCUUUGCAGAUCUUCUUCAAGUCAUUAAGGUUUCGAGGCUGACGUUUGGCAACUCGAACCUUCUGCUCCCUCCACAGAUUUUCUAUGGGAUUAAGGUCUGGAGACUGGCUAGGCCACUCCAGGACUUUCAUGUGCUUCUUCUUGAGCCACUCCUUUGUUGCCAUGGCCGUGUGUUUUGGGUCAUUGUCAUGCUGGAAUACCCAUCCACGACCCAUUUUCAAUGCCCUGGCUGAGGGAAGGAGGUUCUCACCCAAGAUUUGACAGUACAUGGCCCCAUCCAUCAUCCCUUUGAUGCGGCAAAGCUGUCCUGUCCCCUUAGCAGAAAAAACCCCCAAAGCAUAAUGGUUCCACCUCCAUGUUUGAUGGUGGGGAUGGUGUCUUGGGGUCAUAGGCAUUAUUCCUCCUCCUCCAAACACAGCAAGUUGAGUUGAUGCCAAAGAGCUCGAUUUUGGUCUCAUCUGACCACAACACUUUCACCCAGUUCUCCUCUGAAUCAUUCAGAUGUUCAUUGGCAAACUUCAGACGGGCAUGUAUAUGUGCUUUCUUGAGCAGGGGGACCUUGCGGGUGCUGCAGGAUUUCAGUCCUUCACGGCGUAGUGUGUUACCAAUUGUUUUCUUGGUGACUAUGGUUCCAGCUGCCUUGAGAUCAUUAACAAGAUCCGCCCGUGUAGUUCUGGGCUGAUUCCUCACCGUUCUCAUGAUCAUUGCAACUCCACAAGGUGAGAUCUUGCAUGGAGCCCCAGGCCGAGGGAGAUUGACAGUUCUUUUGGGAUGUAGCUCAGUUGAUAGAGCAUGGCGUUUGCAACGCCAGGGUUGUGGGUUCGAUUCCCACAGGGGGUAUGAAAAAAAUAAAAUAAUGUAAGUCGCUCUGGAUAAGAGCGUCUGCUAAAUGACUAAAAUAUAAAUGUAAAUGCUUUGUGUUUCUUCCAUUUGCGAAUAAUCGUACCACCUGUUGUCACCUUCUCGCCAAGCUGCUUGGCGAUGGUCUUGUAGCCCAUUCCAGCCAUGUGUAGGUCUACAAUCCUGUCCCUGACAUCCUUGGAGAGCUCUUUGGUUAUGGCCAUGGUGGAGAGUUUGGAAUCUGAUUGAUUGAAUGCUUCUGUGGACAGGUGUCUUUUAUACAGGUAACAAGCUGAGAUUAGGAGCACUCCCUUUAAGAGUGUGCUCCUAAUCUCAGCUCGUUACCUGUAUAAAAGACACCUGGGAGCCAGAAAUCUUUUUGAUUGAGAGGGGGUCAAAUACUUAUUUCCCUUAUUAAAAUGCAAAUGAAUUUAUAUAACAUUUUUGACAUGUGUUUUUCUGGAUUUUGUUGUUGUUAUUCUGUCUCUCACUGUUCAAAUAAACCUACCAUUAAAAUUAUAGACUGAUCAUGUCUUUGUCAGUGGGCAAACGUACAAAAUCAGCAGGGGAUCAAAUACUUUUUUCCCUCACUGUACAUAAUAACCUGCAGCCAGUGAGACACGUGCCUCUCUCAACUCACGCUGAUCUGAGGCAGAGCCCUUGUCACAAAGGGAAAUGCCCUUUAGAUCACCUUUUUAGUUUCAAAGGUUUGGAUGAUUGGAUGUCCAGUCAUGACAGGUGUUGGAUCAAUCGGAAUCAUCAGAAAAAAAGUUCUCGACACUGAGAUCCACUGAGUGUAUUCAACUUUCUAUCCAAGUGGAACGUGUCAAUCAAGUAGUCUCCCUGAAUUCUAAGUCAGCUGCUAUGGAGGAAUUCCCUUGACUCUGUAGUCUAACGGCGCUCUGUUUUCUAGGGAAACGGUACAAUCUGGCGGAUGUAUUGGCUGCUCUCUGUAUGAGUCUAGGACUCAUCUGGUUCACCCUAGCUGACAGUAAAGUGGCACCCAACUUCAAUGCAACAGGUAACGGGAAUUUUAAUCUGUUAUGUAUCUACUGGUAAAUCGGCCCUAUGGUUACGACACUGUUUAGCCAAGGAUCAAUCCUUUCACCAUCCAAAUAAUUUACGUGUCGUAAAACGUGUAUCAAAGUAAUCAGAAUACUGACAUUUAUGAGCAUGGGGCAAAUUAAGUCUAGUAGUUGUUACCUGGGCUGGGACUGAAGUACUUUUAAAUGUGGAGUUUGAACUCCUUUACUUAAAGAGUCUGAGUUUGUACCACAUAUGUACAAACAUAUAGGUUUCCCCACACUCUGAAAAUACAGGCACAGAAAGGAUGCUGUUUCAGCAAUUCCAAAGCCUCCAUUGCUGUGCUGUUAUUGGUUACGGUGGUUAACCUGGUUGUGUCUGGUGUUUUAGGGGUCCUCCUCAUCUCCCUGGCUCUGUGCGCUGACGCUGCCAUUGGGAACGUGCAGGAGAAAGCCAUGAAGCUCCACAACGGCUCCAACUCUGAAAUGGUACUGGUAUUUUAUUAGGAUCCCCAUUAGCUGUUGCGAAAGCAGGAGCUACUCUUCCUUGGUUCCACACAAAACAUGAAACAUGACAUAAUACAGAAGGUUAAUAGAAAAGACAACAGCUCAAGGACAGAACUACAUCAAAAAAAUGUUUUAAGUCACACGUAGCCUACAUAUCAAUACAUACACAGAAACUAUCUAGGUCAAAUAGGGUAGAGGCGUUGUGCCGUGAGGUACUGAGGACCUGCCUUAAAACCAACGUGGUAUAUUUAUAUUGCAAACCCAAUUGUAUAAACUGUCCUGAAUCACCUGAGACUUAUGUGAAGGAUUUUGCUUGUGUUCAAGGUUUUGUAUUCCUAUUGCAUCGGUUUCGGGUACAUAUUAACAGGCCUGUUGGGUGUGGGUGGAUUGGGACCAGCAGUGGCUUUUUGCUCUCAGGUUAGUAGAACCCUCUCUGUCAUGUUUCAUUAUAAUAGUUGAAACAUGCACCGUUCUGUAGUUGGCAUUUGUUUGAUGCGCUCUGUGGAUAACAUAUGAAUUGGUAAAAGAUGUUGAUAUGACAAUCUAUUGAAUCAUUAUUUUAUUUUUUUCAGCAUCCUGUGACGACAUACGGUUAUGCAUUCUUCUUCUCUCUCACGGGGUACUUUGGCAUUUCAUUUGUGCUGGCCUUGAUCAAACUCUUUGGAGCCCUGGUCGCAGUCACAGGUGAGAAGACCGUUCGGGUCUGGGCAAACGCUUUGCUUGCGGAACCGCAUAAAAUAACUCUCACUCUCUUUUUAUGUCUGAAAGUGUUCAAUUGAACAGUUCCCAUUGUUUCCUAUGACUAGUCCAUAUUUUACUAUCAAAAAAACGUUUUAAUUCAGAAUAUUGGGAAUUUUUGGACCAAUGGAAUCUUGAGUUAGGGAAGUUCUAAGUAAGCAUAUGGUUCCACAUAAUGGCCCCUACAAUAUGACUUGUGAUAUCCUUACUAACCCUCCAACUUAUCUCUAAAUUCUAAACGCAUAAACGUUUGACAUUUCGCAGUGGUAGAAAAGUAAUAUCAGAUUACUGAAAUGAAGCCAGAUUAGAGUGAUCGUAAUCUUAUUUAAAAGUUCUGGAAACUUCCAGAUUCAUUUUGACAUUAACUGCAAGACAAAUGUCUAAGUAAUCUCAUCACCAAAGUUAAAGAAAUGUAUCUUUCCUAGAUGUCCAUUGGAUGUGACAAACUUAGAUUCAAGGUUGUGUGGUAUUCUUUUUCUCACUCUUCUAUCUUCUGUUCAUUUCAGUGACGACCGGACGUAAGGCUAUGACGAUUGUACUAUCCUUUAUGUUCUUCUCAAAGCCUUUUACUUUUCAGUAAGUCAUUUUAUCUUCAGUCUCUUCUAUUUGACUUUAGUUAAAUUUAGCCUGCUUUCAAGGCACUGGAAACAUUCUAACGUGCCUCUCCGUUCCAUUUCCUCUCAGGUACAUAUGGAGUGGCCUUUUAGUUCUGUUCGGAAUUUUCCUGAAUGUUUACAGCAAAAACAAAGACAAGAUGAAGCUGCCAUCUUUGGCCGACCUCAGGAAUAUGGUUCUAACAGGGAAGAAGGUCAGGCUGCUAUCACAGAACGUGUAGUAAGAUAAACAAACGUUUUUCUAACGUUCCUAUCUAACAUGGACCUAAUAACGGGUGGGCUCCUAAUGCAUUUUAAGGCCAUAGAGCCCCACCCAUAAACAUUCCCAGGAGGAGGAUGUGGAUGUGGUGCAUCUACGAGACUCUGAAAGGGAAGCUGGCGCCUUAGCUAACCUGAAUGGCACAGUUUUCCACUGUAAGUGACUAUUACUUUAGCCUGUGCAGGACGAAGGGGGACGAGACGUUUGAAAGAUAGGCUAUAGACUUUUAUUGAACUGAUCAUGUCCGAAAUUGAAUGUUUACCAAAAAAUGUUUACUUAAAAUGGCAUAUUUUCACCCGCAUGUGCCAGAAGACACACAAAAAAAAGAAGGUUUUACUCAAUCACUGUCUGAGAAAUGUCUUCUUAUGGUUUGUUUGUCAUUUAUAUCCAAUUGGACAAAAGUCCUCUCAGCAGCACAGUGACAUCUUAUCACGCUCGGAAGUGUAUAAACGUGUGAACUGCCAUAUUUGUGAACCAUUUGUUUUGGUGAAAGGGUAGUAGCUCUCUUUACAUUAAAAACAAACUGGGAAGUUUAUCCAAAAGGUUUUUUUUUCAUGUGCUUUCAUAUAUUACAGUGUAAGUAGCUGGCUUGCCAGCAAUCUCUUAUCCAUUGGCUGCAGAGGAGGGAGUUGAACGGCUGCCAGGGAGCUUCUC
Messenger RNA from Coregonus sp. 'balchen', 12051 nucleotides. NCBI's taxonomy places the organism in Eukaryota, Metazoa, Chordata, Actinopteri, Salmoniformes, Salmonidae. The record is from the annotation of a GenBank genome assembly.